Panicum virgatum (switchgrass) is the source of this 853-nucleotide messenger RNA. RefSeq names its product NRR repressor homolog 1-like. The record is from RefSeq and is a predicted model, not a curated record. NCBI's taxonomy places the organism in Eukaryota, Viridiplantae, Streptophyta, Magnoliopsida, Poales, Poaceae. The coding region runs from base 127 to 660 and encodes 177 amino acids. Gene Ontology annotation, biological process: regulation of systemic acquired resistance. The transcript has a single exon.
CACCCUCCUCAACGUCCUUCUCCGCUCCCUUCCCUUCCCUCCAAAAUUCCACUUGCUUCGCUUCUUGCCUCCGUCGGUCGGUCUCUCUCUCCCGCAUCAAUUCUCCAGCCAAAAUUUCUAAGCGCGAUGGAUGCAGCGCCGCUAAGCAAGGAGGCCCCGCCGGCCGCCGUCGAAGGCGCGCUCCCGUCGCCGGCGAAGCAGGCGGUGGAGCGGCGGCCGUCGCCCGACGACGACGCGACCGGCGUGAGGGCGAGCGGCGGCGGCGGCGAGGCCGACGACGAGCAGGUGGAGAGGUUCUACGCGCUGCUGGAGAACAUCCGCGCCAUGAGGGGCAUGGUAGGCGGCGCCACGGCGGCGGCGGGGAGGAAGAAGCGGGCGCGGGAGGCCGAGCCGCCGUGGCGGCCGGCGUUCAGGAUGGAGGACUUCGAGCUGGACGAGGUCCAGUCCGACGCCCCGUGCUGCGGCGCCAGGAGGGAGAAGAGGGAGAGCAGCCGCGGCGCGAGGCGGCCGGCGGAGGCGGCUGGGAGGGAGACGACGGACGGCGACGAGGAGGAGGACGGCGAGGAGGUCGUGGAGGUGAAACGUCCCCGCCGCCGGCCGCAGCACAAGGCUCGUCGCGCGGUUGUGCUGGCAGCAGUUGACAGGCUAGGCGGGAGAUAGUCCGGAGGCCGGAUCCAGGUGCACGUACGGAUUAUUGUGAUGUUAAUUGCCUUUUACUAGGGAGAAACAUGUAUCAUGUGCUCUCUUAAACUCUGUCAUGUAUAAUAAUUAUUAUUACAAGAUUUCAGAGUCAGGUACGUGCACACUAGCAGCCCUGUCCUGUUUAUAUCUGCAAUAAGUGCGAUUUGCCGUC